UUUCGAUUAUGUUUUGAUUGGUUAACAUUUCCACUACUGAAGAAUUAAAAUACAAGCGUAGAAAGAAAAACAAAAGAAGAAAGCAAACAAUUCAAGUACUCGACGUCUCUGUUUCUCUCGUCGAGUGAAUGAAUCAAGCAUGGACGUUGUCGGAGUGUUGGCUUUACAGGGAUCUUUCAACGAACACAUAGCGGCGCUGAGGAGGUUAGGAGUGAAAGGAGUGGAGAUAAGGAAGCCGGAGCAGCUUCAAAGUAUCAGCUCUCUUAUAAUUCCUGGUGGAGAAAGCACCACCAUGGCUAAACUUGCUGAGUUUUACAAUCUUUUUCCAGCACUGCGUGAGUUUGUGCAAAUGGGGAAGCCGGUUUGGGGGACUUGUGCAGGUCUUAUAUUUUUGGCAAACAAAGCUGUUGGACAGAAAGAAGGAGGGCAAUUCUUAGUCGGGGGUCUGGAUUGCACCGUCCAUAGAAACUACUUUGGGAGUCAGCUCCAAAGCUUUGAGGCAGAGCUUUUAGUGCCAGAACUUACAUCCAAAGAAGGUGGCCCUGAGACAUUUCGCGGUGUUUUCAUCCGUGCUCCUGCCAUCCUUGAGGUGGGGCCAGAAGUUGAAGUGCUUGCUGAUUAUCCUAUCCCAUCAAAUAAAGUGCUAUACUCGAGUUCAGAUGUUGAAAUUCAAGAGGAGUCUGCUGUGCCUGAAAAGAAAGUAAUAGUUGCCGUGAAGCAAGGAAAAUUGCUAGGAACUGCUUUCCACCCUGAGUUGACUGCAGACAUCAGAUGGCAUAGUUACUUUCUAAAGAUGGCAAGCGACCUCAGAGGGGCAACCUCAGAUGACAUUGUUGCAGUCAGUGAAGCAGCUUCAAGUUCUGACCCACAAACGAAGUAUGAUCUUCCAAUAUUCUGAUAAUCCCCAGUGUCAAGGAGAUUAUUUCGGGUCUUCUUCAAUUUCUUUCCCUUUUCCUUUCCUUUCCUUCCCCCAUUUUGUUUUCUCCUCAUCACUUAUAGUGUCUCCAUGUUUGUGGACGUUUCAUCUUCUAUUUCAAAGGCAAAGCCUAUUUGACAAGUA
This is a messenger RNA of Hibiscus syriacus, 1060 nucleotides long. Its product is annotated as probable pyridoxal 5'-phosphate synthase subunit PDX2. The record is from RefSeq and is a predicted model, not a curated record. Gene Ontology annotation, cellular component: cytosol; glutaminase complex. The coding region runs from base 140 to 898 and encodes 252 amino acids. Lineage: Eukaryota; Viridiplantae; Streptophyta; Magnoliopsida; Malvales; Malvaceae. Gene Ontology annotation, molecular function: glutaminase activity. Gene Ontology annotation, biological process: pyridoxine metabolic process; pyridoxal 5'-phosphate biosynthetic process. The transcript has 7 exons.